Molecule: messenger RNA, 2376 nt
Organism: Prosopis cineraria
Lineage: Eukaryota; Viridiplantae; Streptophyta; Magnoliopsida; Fabales; Fabaceae
Product: CDPK-related kinase 5-like
Exons: 11
Coding region: 353-2122 (589 amino acids)
Biological process (GO): intracellular signal transduction; protein autophosphorylation; peptidyl-serine phosphorylation
Cellular component (GO): nucleus; cytoplasm
Molecular function (GO): ATP binding; calmodulin binding; calcium-dependent protein serine/threonine kinase activity
Source: RefSeq, a predicted model, not a curated record
UUCAAAGUUCAGAGAAUCAGGAUCAGAGCCCUUCCUCAAUUUCCUUUCUUCUAUUUUGUUCCUUUGCUUCCUGAUUCAGUGAACUCCCAACGUGAAAGUCAAAACUCAUGUGUACUGCACGUGGCCAGUGAGGUCCUCAGUCCCCUCAUCUUCUCCUACCUCCCCUUCCUCCAACAAAUCCCACUCUCUCGCACUUCCUCUUCUCUCUUCCAUUUCUCCAUUCUCUCUGUAAAGUCUGAUUCUUUAGCACAUUAAGCUCAUACAGCCUUUGUCCAUAACGAAAUCCAGAGUUUUUUCGCACAAUGCCGCGUCCCUGAUGAUUCAGUGAUCCAGCUUCUUUGAAUCGAACACCAUGGGGGUUUGUACGUCCAAGCCGCAAAAGCCGAACCCGUUUUCUGUUCAGGAACUAGAAGAUGACCAUGGCUCUUGCGAUCCUUCAAGCAUGCCGAAAAGCUCACCUACUCCGAAAAAUGAGGUCGUUUCUGCCAAGCAGUCUCCGUUCUUCCCAUUCUACAGCCCCAGCCCUGCCCGCUUCUUUAAGAAAUCUCCGGCGCCGAUGGGAGGGCCCUGGAGUGCGAGUUCGACUCCGGGGAGAAUUUUCCGGCGUCCCUUCCCUCCGCCGUCGCCGGCAAAACACAUAAAGGCUUUCCUAGCGAAAAGACAGGGAAAAAAGACUUCGACGGCGAUACCGGAAGAGGGAGAUGACGUGGAUUUGGACAAGAGGUUUGGGUUUUCGAAAGAGUUCACGAGUAGGCUUGAGGUCGGGGAAGAAGUGGGCAGAGGGCAUUUUGGUUAUACUUGUUCUGCUAGGUUUAAAAAGGGCGAGCAUAAGGGCCUGCAAGUUGCGGUAAAGGUCAUUCCUAAAGCUAAGAUGACAACAGCAAUUGCAAUUGAAGACGUACGAAGGGAAGUGAAAAUAUUGCGAGCAUUGACUGGGCACACCAAUCUUAUACAGUUCUAUGAUGCAUUUGAAGACCAGGAUAAUGUCUAUGUUGUUAUGGAGUUAUGUGAAGGAGGGGAACUUUUAGAUAGGAUAUUAUCAAGAGGAGGGAAAUACUCAGAAGAAGAUGCAAAGGCUGUCAUGGUACAGAUACUAAACGUUGUUGCAUUCUGUCAUCUUCAGGGUGUGGUGCAUCGAGAUCUAAAGCCAGAGAAUUUCUUGUAUGCUUCAAAGGAUGAGAGUUCCGAGUUAAAAGCAAUUGACUUUGGAUUAUCAGACUUUGUCAAACCAGAUGAAAGGCUCAAUGACAUUGUUGGAAGUGCAUACUAUGUGGCACCUGAAGUUCUACAUAGAUCUUAUAGUACAGAGGCUGAUAUCUGGAGCAUAGGUGUAAUUGCAUAUAUUCUUUUAUGUGGUAGUCGCCCCUUUUGGGCUCGAACAGAGUCUGGUAUUUUUCGGGCAGUUUUGAAAGCAGACCCAAGCUUUGAUGAAGCUCCCUGGCCCUCUCUAUCUUUGGAAGCAAAAGAUUUUGUCAGGCGUCUAUUAAAUAAGGACCCACGGAAGCGACUUUCAGCUGCUCAGGCCUUAAGUCACCCUUGGAUACGAAAUUACAAUAAUGUAAAAGUUCCUCUUGAUAUUCUAAUAUUUAGGCUCAUGAAGGCUUAUAUGCGAUCAUCAUCUUUGCGGAAGGCUGCCUUAAGGGCCUUAUCCAAGACAUUGACUGCGGAUGAACUUUAUUAUCUGAGGGAGCAGUUUGCUUUGUUGGGGCCAAGCAAAAAUGGCAGUAUAACCUUGGACAACAUUAGGACGGCCCUGAUGAAACAUGCAACAGAUGCCAUGAAGGAGUCUCGGAUCCCUGAUUUUCUUGCCUCGCUAAAUGCAUUACAAUAUAGAAGAAUGGAUUUUGAAGAAUUUGGUGCAGCUGCAUUAAGUGUGCAUCAGCUUGAAGCUCUAGAUCGAUGGGAACAACAUUCACGCUGUGCUUAUGAACUUUUUGAGAAAGAUGGAAACAGAGCUAUUAUCAUUGAAGAACUUGCUUCAGAACUAGGACUUGGCCCUUCUAUUCCAGUUCAUGUCGUACUACAGGACUGGAUAAGGCACACUGACGGGAAGCUAAGCUUUCUCGGGUUCGUCAAAUUGUUACAUGGUGUAUCGAGCCGAAGUCUUGCAAAGGUUCAAUAAUUUCCUCCUGGACAAGCUGAAUUUCUCUGUUAUCUCCGAGGAGAUCAUUAUAAAUGUGCAUGUCUAGAGCUUUCUUGCUAUACAGUAUAGUUUGAUACCGAAAUGUGUGUUACAGUGAUUCUUUUGAAGGAGCUCAAACUAUGAAAAGGUCUUGGUGGUCAACUGGUCAUAGGUUAAGACAAAUUGUAGAGUUUUCAGAGUUAGCUUUGCCUCAAUGAGUAUGCUAAUAAUUUUAUGUUUUUCAUUUUCGAGUC